Messenger RNA from Gadus chalcogrammus (walleye pollock), 2448 nucleotides. Its product is annotated as mucin-2. The coding region runs from base 267 to 2009 and encodes 580 amino acids. Lineage: Eukaryota; Metazoa; Chordata; Actinopteri; Gadiformes; Gadidae. Gene Ontology annotation, molecular function: proton-transporting ATP synthase activity, rotational mechanism. The record is from RefSeq and is a predicted model, not a curated record. Gene Ontology annotation, biological process: proton motive force-driven mitochondrial ATP synthesis. The transcript has 5 exons.
AGGGGUCCUUUUUUACAGUGUUACGCGAUAAACUCAAUGAGUUACGCAUACAACUGUAUUACUCUUCUACACGUGUUGAGCACUUUUCUAAACACAAUAAUACGGCAAGCUAUCUACUUCGUUAUUGUGAUUUUCACUUAGUCUUAUUCUGACAAGUUGACAACUUAUCAAGGUCGUUCGUGCGUGUGCGUUGGCUGGGUUGAAAUAUUCUGAAAGUUGUAAGAUAUGUAGAAUUGGUAUUUUCUGUAUUUGCAAACACUUGCAAGAUGAGCACGACAGGUGUGUGCCCGUACUGUGGCAAAACAUUCAAAAGACUGAAAGGCCACCUGCCCCACUGCAAGGCCAAAGAGCUCUCUGAACCAUCGCAAACCCAACAUGACCGCACUGCGAGCAAGGAAACAUUGUCCAAACCUCCUACGUCUUCUACGGCAACUUCAUUUUCAUCAGAUAAAGCAACAAAGAGCACGCCCAGCAAGGAGUCGCCGACGAAGUCUCUCCUGUCGACAAAGAAUGAUAAAGAUUCAAGGUUGGAUUCUUUGCCUCCAUCAACACCAUUGAAGACUGAAUAUAACCAAUCACUUUUGCUGAUGCCAUCGCCAGUCAGGUCGCCAGCACCAUCCGUUUCACAGCCAACGUCAUCCAAGAAGAAGACACAGAGUCUGGCUCAUCAGAACAAGAUGGCUACCUUAACCUCUUCUAUCUCCCCAUCUGCUCCCUUGCCCUCUCCUUCCAAACCGAGCAACACUUCCAGUGCUCUGAAACAGACUGCCACGUCUAAACAGGUUACAAAGGGGCCACUGAAGCAAGCACAAUCCAAACCCCAACCUAUCCAAUCAGACCAGCCCCCUGCUGCAUUUCGGCCAUUAGCAGACACCGUCAACUCUGCAGCGUUGUUAUCAACCAGGAGGCAAGAAGCUGGAGAAAAACAUCCAGCUCGUCUUGCUCCUGAAACCCAUCUCGGAGGUGCCUCAAAAACGAAGGAGAUGAGCAGCCGAUCGCCUCUGACAACUCAAAUGUCCGGCCCCUCCAAUGAGAGAAUCCCGUUGGAUGGUGUCCCGGGAACCGCUCAGAGCCCCACCGAGUUUUGGGAGGAUGGGGGACUACAGAAUGUAGAUAGAGCCCAUAGCAGGGCAACUGUCCAGAAUGUGAAGGACACCUUGAGGAGAUCAAAGGGCAUCGGCCAGCCAGGGAAGCUGAGCUUACUGGACCAUAUCCAAAGCUCUUUGACGACCAGGGACUGGCAACCUGUUGAAACUAAAGUCAGAGGCCCACUUGAUGCGAGUCAAGAUCAGACUGGUAUUCAGGCACCGCUUGGAAAUGCAAAUGGCAUUGGGCCGUUGUUAACAUCCACUUCUCCAUCAAACCAGUUACCCGACACCAGUCCUCAAGGGAGGCAACGGUCGCCUGUUGAAAGACUCGCUGAAUUUCCCCCUGAAAAGGAGGUCUUUAUACCGGCCGGAACCACCUACCUGUCACCACCUGCCCUCCAGGGCCCCGCCCUGCAGUCCUCUCCGCCGAGUACAGCGGGUCUGAUUCAGCGGUACGAGAUGGCACUCCUCCCCACCUCUUCAUCAGUAACCCGGCCCGCGGAAGCAACGCAAGCACGUGCUAAUUCCUCGUCCCCGACUCAGUGUCCGUCCGGCCCCCUGAACCUCUCUGUUGACAAGGAGUCAGGGGGAGUGACGGGCAGAAUUAGAACAAAGGACCCAGAAGUCAUCAUCAGAAAUUUGAAAUUGAAGAAUGCAAUUGAGGGUAACCUGGCCGGCCGCCGACUGGGACAGGUGCGCCUGGGUGAGUUGCCCUUGUGGCUGGCCAUCAACGCCCCCAGCCGGCCCCGGGGAGCGGUGGGAGCCCUGCACAGAGGGUGGCUGCGGUACUACCGGAGGUACAUUGAUGUGAGGAAAGGCGGGAUUGGAGGAGUGAGCAUGCUGCUGGCCGGCUACUGUGUCCUCAGCUACGCGUGGAGUUACCCCCAUAUAAAGAGUGACCGUUGGAGGAAGUAUCAUUAAUCUGGGCCAAGUGUUUGAAGAAGUAGUGUGGCUGGAGGGAAGUGAAGCUAGAUACCGUUACUAUACACUGCGCCCGCUGAGAUGGUCAUAACAAAGUGUGCAGAAUUUGGGUUUUUGUUUUUUCAAAAGGAACUUUGAUGAAGAAGCUAUGCAAAAAGCCAUUUAUCCAUGUCUUGUUAGUUAAUUCUUUAUGAAAUAGACACUUGAACUGUUUGUUGCGUUCAACGUUGCUCUCUGUAAGGACCACUAGGUGUCACCGUUGGAUGUGUUUUACUAAAACCAAAGAGCUUGUCGAAUUUCCUUCCUACAUUUCUUUAUAAAUGGGCAAAAAGUAACUGCCCAAAGUUGGAAAUGGCAUAUGAAAUCUAUUUAUUUUAUGAAAUUACUACAAUGACAAUAACAUGAUGAAUAAAGCUAGUUUAAAAUGCUUGAAAAGAAA